Symphalangus syndactylus (siamang) is the source of this 1208-nucleotide messenger RNA. RefSeq names its product farnesyl pyrophosphate synthase-like. Gene Ontology annotation, cellular component: cytoplasm. Gene Ontology annotation, molecular function: dimethylallyltranstransferase activity; (2E,6E)-farnesyl diphosphate synthase activity. NCBI's taxonomy places the organism in Eukaryota, Metazoa, Chordata, Mammalia, Primates, Hylobatidae. Gene Ontology annotation, biological process: trans, trans-farnesyl diphosphate biosynthetic process. The record is from RefSeq and is a predicted model, not a curated record.
CGUGAACCCAGGAGACGGAGUUUGCAGUGAGCCAAGAUCGCACCACUGCACUCCAGCCUGGGUGACAAAGCAAGACUCCAUCUCAAAAAAAAAAAAAAAAAAAAAAAAAAAAAAAAAAAAAAAAAAAAUGGAAACCAGAAAUCAGAUGUUUAUGCCCAAGAAAAGCAGCAUUUCGUUCAGCACUACUCCCAGAUCGUUAGGGUGCUGACUGAGGAUGAGAUGGGGCACCCAGAGACAGGAGAUGCUAUUGCCCGGCUCAAGGAGGUCCUGGAGUACAAUGCCAUUGGAGGCAAGUAUCACUGAGGUUUGAUGGUGCUAGUAGCAUUCCGGGAGCUGGUGGAGCCAAGGAAACAGGAUGCUGAUAAGUCUCCAGCAGGCCCUGACUGUGGGCUGGUAUGUAGAACUGCUGCAAGCUUUCUUCCUAGUGGCAGAUGACAUUAUGGAUUCAUCCCUUACCUGCCAGGGACAGAUCUGGUAUCAGAAGCCAGGCGUGGGUUUGGAUGCCAUCAAUGAUGCUAUCCUUCUGGAAGCAUGUAUCUACUGCCUGCUGAAGCCGUAUUGCCGGGAGCAGCCCUAUUACCUGAACCUGAUGGAGCUCUUCCUGCAGAGUUCCUAUCAGACUGAGAUUGGGCAGACCCUGGACCUCAUCACAGCCCCCCAGGGCAAUGUGGAUCUCGGCAGAUGCACCGAAAAAAGGCACAAAUCUAUUGUCAAGUACAAGACAGCUUUGUACUCCUUCUACCUUCCUGUAGCUGCAGCCAUGUACAUGGCAAGAAUGGAUGAUAAGAAGGAGCACGCCAGUGCCAAGAAGAUCCUGCUGGAGAUGGAAGAGUUCUUUCAGAUUCAGGAUGAUUACCUUGACCUCUUUGGGGACCCCAGUGUGACUGGCAGAGUUGGCACUGACUUCCAGGACAACAAAUGCAGCUGGCUGGUGGUUCAGUGUCUGCUACGGGCCACUCCGGAACAGUACCAGAUCCUGAAGGAAAAUUACAGGCAGAAGGAGGCCGAGAAGAUGGCCCGGGUGAAGGCACUAUACAAGGAGCUGGAUCUGCCGGCUGUGUUCUUGCAGUAUGAGGAAGACAGUUACAGCCACGUUAUGGGUCUCAUCGAAUAGUACACAGAGCCCCUGCCCCCAGCCAUCUUUCUGGGGCUUGUGCACAAGAUCUACAAGUGGAAAAAGUGACCUAGAGACUGCAAGGGCGGGGAGA